Punica granatum (pomegranate) is the source of this 2755-nucleotide messenger RNA. Lineage: Eukaryota; Viridiplantae; Streptophyta; Magnoliopsida; Myrtales; Lythraceae. The record is from RefSeq and is a predicted model, not a curated record.
GAUCGCGUCCCUACUCUCCUUCCCUAUUCUCCUCCCCGCUUUCCUCGCCCAGGCCAUGGAGAGAACGGCCACUUUCCGACGAUUUCCGGCAGCUACAUCUUCAGUUUCAGUCACCCUCCUUCUCGCCUUCACGCCUUUCCUUCAUAGCUCAGCUACCUGUCCACCUUUCUGCGCAAGUGUCUUUCUUUGUCCUGAUAAGCCCUAAUUCACUGCCUCCACUCUGGCCUUCUUCCCAUAUUCCCAGCUGAAUUGUACGAGAGGUGUUUCCCUUGACGUAUAGUAUUGACCUGUGUUAUCAAUAUAUUCGCUGAUUGGACAAUGGACAGGAACAACAGAGAUUUGUUCACGAAACGGUCAGGUUCAUUUAAAAAGAAAGGGUUGAACCACAAGAAAGUAAGGAAUGUUAAUCAUGAACGAUCUUCGGGGACUGUUGAAUCCGCUGACACGGUGUAUCGCAUACUAUGCCCUUCAAAUAAAAUUGGCAGUGUUAUUGGCAAAGCUGGUGGCGUUAUAAAAGCCCUGAGAGAUGAGACCCAUGCAAAGAUUACUGUUUCAGAUGCAGUUCCUGGAUCUGAUGAAAGAGUAAUUAUAAUUUACAGCUCUCCUACUACAAUUUUAAAGAAGCAAAAUGGCGAUGAAGAAGGUUCUGGUGCCGAGAAUGAAGAGCGAGACAUGGAGCCAUAUUGUGCUGCUCAAGAUGCUCUAUUGAAAGUGCACGAUAGGAUACUUGAGGAAGAUCUUUUUGGUGGAAUGACUUUUGACGAUGAUAACGACAGCAGUGAUGUCACUAUACGGCUUCUAGUUCCAAGUAAUAUGGUGGGGUGUCUUCUAGGCAGAAAAGGAGACGUGAUUCAAACACUGCGAAAAGAAACUGGUGCAGGCAUUCGUGUUCUCCCUUCACAACACCUUCCUACUUGUGCUAUGAGCACUGACGAGUUGGUCCAGAUAACAGGUAAACCUGAUGUUGCAAAGAGGGCUCUUUAUGAAGUUUCUAUGCGACUCCACCAGAAUCCCCGCAAAGACCAACAACUGUUGAACCGUUCAAUGUUGCGCACUGGGCAUGGGUUGCAUCAUCCAGGAGGCCCUAUGCCAAAUGUUCCUCCUCUUGGAAGCCCCAUGUGGACUGGCCGAAACUCAGAUCCUUAUGGCAUGCGACCAACACCAUGGAUGGGUGAACACGGGCAACGGCCUUCUGGCUUUGUCAAGGGGGGUUAUGAUGAUGUUCCACCUGGACCAGUAGGGGAACCUUCUGAGUUUUCCUUGAAGAUUUUGUGUUCUGGCGAAAAGAUUCGAGGAGUAAUAGGCAGGGGAGGCUGCAAUGUGAAACAGUUAGAGCAGGAGACUGGAGCCAGUAUUCAUGUCGAAGAUGCAUCAAAUGAGGAUGAUGAACGCGUAAUUCUUGUUUCUGCUGUUGAGACUAUUUGGAACCCUAGAUCACAAACCAUUGAUGCGAUUCUUCAGCUUCAGAAUAAAACAAGUGAAUUUUCUGAGGGAGGCACCAUUACUACGAAACUUCUUGUUCCGUCUAGUAAGGUCGGUUGCAUCCUUGGACAAGGAGGUCAUGUCAUUAAUGAGAUGAGGAGACGAACUCGGGCAGAUAUCCGGGUCAUUUCCAAGGAUGAUAAACCCAGUUGUGCAUACGGUGACGAGGAGCUUGUGCAGGUCUCUGGAAAUUUGGCUGUUGCUAGAGAUGCUCUCGCAGAGAUUUUGUCAAGGCUUAGAGUUAGGACACUUAGGGACUCAAAUGCUGGAAACGGGCCUCCUCCUCUUGGACCUCCUCUGAGAUUAGCAUCGGGAGGAAGCUUUCCUGCUGGAAGAUCAUUGUCAUCAGGAGCUAUAGCAGCAGGGAGCUCUGGAGGUUAUGAACCUUAUAAGGGUGGUGAGCAUGACUAUGAACCACGUGGUUACCCAGGCCCAAGAGCUGCGGCAGGGUUCCUUCCCUCUUCUAAUCCCGGUAUGAAGGGUGGUGGUGGACAUGAAUACGAGCCACACAUUUACCCGGGACCCCGAGCAGCUUCUGGAUACCCUGAUGUCAGCAGCAAUGUGGAGUUAAGAGUUCUGAACAGUUCUAUGGGUUCUGCUACGGGAGUGGAUGGGAGAAAAAUUUCAAACAUAAGUGAGAUUGCUGGAGGAAGGAUGAAGCAUCAAGAUCCUCAACUUAGUGGAUCCGAAUCUUAUUUCGACAGUCACAGGUCUGUCGUGCAAAGCAUGUAUGAGCCAUACAUGAUUUCAGCUGCAGCCGGCACUAACUCUCGACAAUUUCCUUCUUACCAUCCCACAAAUGCUCCACACGGCUCUUAUCAGAACAUAAGGGAGCAACAAGAUUCAUAUUCUAUUCCAAACACUCAGCAAAGUCCAUAUUCUCGGCAAGGUGCGUAUCCUAAAGUCAAUGCGGCGUACCAGGAUAUUGCUGAGCAGCGCGGCUCCUACAAAUACUGACAGGGAUUGUGGCACAAUUGUAUUAUACAUAUAGUGUAUGCACCGGUACCGGCUGUUGAAAUGGGUUCUGGCCGGGUUUAUGAGGGAGAAGUUGAGGGGAUAAAGAGAAGCUAGGUACUUGAUGUCACCUAAUGUAGCAUUACAACCCUUUUAAGCGUGAUGGUUCGUAGAGCAAAAUCAACCGCAAUGAUGGGUUGGGAAUGAAAUAUAUAGAUCUCCUCGAGUGAGUCUAGAGCGGUUUCUUUCUUUGAUUGGAUAUUUUAUAAGCUUCUUGUAUUUUUAAGUUAAAUUAAUGAAUAAAUCAUUCAAUUUUAUU